Molecule: messenger RNA, 999 nt
Organism: Peronospora matthiolae
Lineage: Eukaryota; Oomycota; Peronosporomycetes; Peronosporales; Peronosporaceae
Source: the annotation of a GenBank genome assembly
AUGAUGGAACACGCUGGACUGGGAAAGAGCUACUGGGGUGAAGCAGUGAUGACGGCGAUGUUUCUUCGAAACCGCUGUCCAACACGUGCCAUUCACCAAGACAAGUCUCCAUAUCAAGUGUGGACGAUGAAGAAACCGAUUCUGGCCAACCUUAAAGUGUUUGGAUGCCACGCGUAUGUUCAAGUGCCUCAAGACAAACGCGCGAAGUUCGACUCCAAGUCAUCACUCUGUCGUUUCCUGGGAUACGCCGAACACCAGAAGUCAUAUCGAUUUGAGGAAGUGUCAACAGGAGCGAUCAAGAUCAGUCGCGAUGCCACAUUCAUGGAAGACAAGUUUGAUGAAGGUCCGCGCAACUACAACGAUGAGUCAAGUGUCGUUGAGUUUGAUGAUCAUGAUGAGGACGAAGAAAAAGAAGAAGGUAAAACUGACGACGACAUGGACUCGAGCGACGAUGACAACGAAGACACCAGGUCUUCGAAGAGCAACAUCAAGAGACACACGCGCACUCAAUCACUUGAGAAAGCUACCGUCAUUCCAAGUCCCAAGCGAAGAACAUACAGAGGUCCGUCGCUUGAGCAUGUGUCAGCGGCUGCAAUGGAUUUUGAAGCAGCCUACAUCGUUGAUUCAGUGGGGGAAACGCCGACUACAUUCAAGUCGGCGAUGGAAUCAAGCGACUCCGGCAAGUGGAAAGAAGCGUGUGACUCGGAGUUCGAUUCGCUUCAGAGAAACGACACGUGGGAAAUCGUGCCUCUUCCGAAAGGUCGCAAGGCCAUCGGGUGCCGAUGGGUUUUUCGUGUAAAGGAGAAUCAAGAUGGCGAAGUUGAACGUUUCAAGGCAAGACUUGUGGCCAAAGGAUUCUCACAGAAAUUCGGAGUUGACUAUGAAGAAACUUUCGCACCGGUGGCCAAGUUCACAUCGAUUCGUGUGGUGCUCAGUAUGGCGGCUAAGUACGGCCUAAUGCUACAUCAGAUGGACGUCAAUGUAAGGAGUAAGAGUUAA